Brachypodium distachyon (stiff brome) is the source of this 1327-nucleotide messenger RNA. RefSeq lists its product as uncharacterized. NCBI's taxonomy places the organism in Eukaryota, Viridiplantae, Streptophyta, Magnoliopsida, Poales, Poaceae. Gene Ontology annotation, molecular function: nucleic acid binding. The coding region runs from base 62 to 841 and encodes 259 amino acids. The record is from RefSeq and is a predicted model, not a curated record. The transcript has 3 exons.
GCGAUGAUAAGAGGAAACAAACCGUAACCGGUCUGGUCUUGGAAAAAAAAAGGAAGACGAAAUGCCACCGCUGCUGCUGCUGCCGAGUGCGUGUUGCGCCGCCGUGGCUGCAGCCGCGCCUUCGUCGGCGUCGGCCGCCUUCUCGCGCGCCCCGCCCUCCCGGCUCCGCCCGUCGCACCUCCCCUUCGCCUUCCGUCGCCUGAGGAAAUACGGCCGCCGGGACCGCGAGCCAGUAGCCAGUACCAGCUCCGACGAGGAAGAGUCGGAUGAUGAUGGUGUGGAGGAGGCGGUUGAUGAGGAUAUCUUUCUGAAGAAUCGGCCCAAACCAGCCGGUUUCGGCGUGGGGAAGACCUACACCACCGACAUUGAGGAGCGGCUUCUCCGGGAGAUGGGCCUGGGCGGCUCGGGGCGCAAGAGCGAACCGGCCCCGGCGAAGCACCUCAUCAGGGCCGCUGACUCGGCCAAAGAAACCGGCGGAGACAGUACUGAUGGCAUUCAUGUUCGUAUUUGGAACCUCCCAAAAAAGAAGAACAUACAUAAGGACCUGAACUUAGCUUUCAAACGGUUUCCUGGACUGAUAACUAUAAACCCAGCAAAUUCUGCAAAUAAGAAGACUCGUGAUCCUGUUUGUAAGGGUUUUGCAUUUCUCAAAAUGGAGUCUCUGGAGGCUGCGACCAGGUUUGUUGAACUAUACUCCAGUAAAUCCGUGUUGUUUGGCAAGGUUGAGAAGUCAAUCAAGUGUUGCAUCGUUGACGGGCAUAGCUCUACCGAUACAUCAAAUAAACCAUCAAGUACUAAGGCAGCAGGGUCAACCCUGCAGCGUUUGGCCGCUGUAAGAUGAAUGGCAAAUGAUGUGUCAUCCCGUAGGCACUUGGUACUUCUAGAGAUCGAGAAUACCCGGAAGAAGGUUUCCUACAUAUAUAGAUUAUCGACAGUCUCAUGUUUGGCUCAGGCUCGCUAGGAAACGACUAAUUUGCUCGUCACUGUUUCUGUAGAUUUUAGCAUUGGCAUUAGCAGGAAGGCAUAAACCCUUUCUCCGAAGGGCUUAUUUAGAUAGACAGGGAUUGACUCAGUUUCGUCAGAUAUUCUGUCGUUUAGUUAAAUUCCCAUACCCAUCUGAACUGAAGGGAUUGUGUUAGGUUCGAUUCUCUCGGGUUUCUCGGAGCAAAGGAGUUGCUUAAAAGAAGAUACAGCAACGAGAUACCUGGUGGGAUGAUGAUGUUUGCAGGCUGCAGCUAAGCAGCAAACAAAAAAUGUUGAGUUGUAUCAAUGUAUGUAUGUUACUGAAAGCUAUCCAAUUAGAGCAUGCCAUUUGCACAUUUUCAUA